Molecule: messenger RNA, 213 nt
Organism: Colletotrichum abscissum
Lineage: Eukaryota; Fungi; Ascomycota; Sordariomycetes; Glomerellales; Glomerellaceae
Exons: 4
Coding region: 1-213 (70 amino acids)
Source: RefSeq, a predicted model, not a curated record
AUGGGUAUCGUCGACGCGAAGAACAAGGUCCCCGACCUCCAGAAGUUCUACCAGGCCGCCUACAAGGACCACACCCGUGUCUGGAAGAUUAACCCUCGCUCCCGCUGGUACAUGAUCCCCUACGUUACCCUUCUGUGGGGAUCUCUUGGUGUCUCCUUCUACGGCAUGGGCCGCAAGGUCCUCGGCUACAAUACUUACUUCGGCAAGGAAUAG